AUGAUUCCACGCUGUGGCGAUGCAGUGCCGCUGUGGCGGGACCUCUAUCCAAGAGCUCUGAGCCUGGACCCCCGGGGACCUUCGCACUGCAGAACCACACCCCGCCGAAAGUCGUUGACGCAACAGGUCGCCCUCAGCUUCUCACUGGCCACAGCUACAAAUCAUUGGACAACCCGAGCUCCGAUUUGUCACUCUUGCCCUCCACUGCCUCACUUCUCACCCCUCGUCCUAAAGAAUUGCUCAAUGCGAUUCUCACCCUUCCUCUCAACCCUCGUCUACACCUUUUCCAACUUUUCCCGCGUCCGCGCCGCGCAGUCCCUCGGCACCCAGGCGCCCCUCGCAGCGAACCGCCAGCUCCGCGCUUCCAUGCCCUCGAUCCCGUUCCUGGGCGCUCUGUUUGGAUCUUCCGCUUCGCAGCAGGAUAAGAUGUCGUACCCCGAUAAGAGAUCUGACGAUGAGUGGCGGGCUGUUUUGAACAAGGAGCAAUUCCGCAUCCUCCGCGAAAAGGGCACCGAACCCCCCGGCUCCGGCAAGUUCGACAAGCACUACCCUUCCGAGGGCGUCUACGCCUGCGCCGGCUGCGAGGCCCCGCUCUACAAGGCCACACACAAGUUCAAGUCGGGCUGCGGCUGGCCGGCCUACUUUGACUCGUUGCCGGGCGCCGUCGUCCGCCACGAGGACCGCAUGUUCGGCAUGACGCGCACCGAGAUUGUGUGCGCCAACUGCGGCGGGCACCUGGGUCACGUCUUCAAGGGGGAAGGGUUUGACACCCCGACGGACGAGAGGCACUGUGUUAACAGUGUCAGUUUGACGUUUGCGCCGGAGGAGAAGAAGGGUGGGGAGGGGAGUGCUGAGGGGGCGAAGGGGGAGAGUAAGGUUUGA
This is a messenger RNA of Colletotrichum lupini, 882 nucleotides long. RefSeq names its product SelR domain-containing protein. Lineage: Eukaryota; Fungi; Ascomycota; Sordariomycetes; Glomerellales; Glomerellaceae. Gene Ontology annotation, molecular function: peptide-methionine (R)-S-oxide reductase activity. Bases 1 to 882 code for a protein of 293 amino acids. Gene Ontology annotation, biological process: protein repair; response to oxidative stress. The transcript has 3 exons. The record is from RefSeq and is a predicted model, not a curated record.